UCUUUCUUUCUUUUUUUACUUUACUUUCUCUCUCUAGAAAAUAUUUUCAAUUCACUUUCUCUCUCUAAAAAGACUCUGAAAAAUCAAAUCUUCAAAUGUCAGUCCAAACAGUGAUGAUCGGCUUCGGAGGUCGGAGGAGAACUCCCACUGUUACUUUCCUCAAGCUUUGACGGAACGUGGUCCACACGCGCCGCCUUUACUGGAGAAACAACAAUGGUCUUCAAAGGAAGAUUCUUCUCAUCGAAGAAAUCUUCCGAUACUUCUUCCAACACUCAAGAUGCUUCUUCAAACAGUCCUCGAUCCAUCGGUUCAAGUUCUCCUCUCAGAUCCGAUAAGAAGAAAUCGUCUAAAUCUUCAUCAUCGGCUUCGCCCAAACUAGUCAAAGAUGGCGGCGGUGGUGGUGGAGCAAAGAAGAAGGGGAAAGAGACUCUUUCUCAACCUUCUACGCCGAAUUCUAAAUCGAGCUUCGGUGGCGGUGGUACUUCAACUUCUUUACUCAGUAAGAUUAAACCGGCGGCGGAUGUGAAAAACGUGCCGGCUCCGGCUUCGGCUCCGGCUCCGGCUCCGGCUUCUGUUUCGCCGAUUCUUGCUUCUUCGCUUGGUUUGAAUAGGAUAAAGACGCGAUCGGGACCGUUGCCGCAGGAGAGUUUUUUUGGGUUUAGAGGUGAUAAGGUUUCGUCGUUGGGAGCGAGUAAUUUGUCUAAACCAAUUAGUGGUGGUGAGGAUGGGAGUUCGGGGAAGAAGAAGGGUUUGUUGGAUAUUGCUUCGAAGAGUUGGGCUGAUAAUGUGAGUAAUAACUCUGAUAGUAUGUCUACUGAGAGUAGAGACCAGAGUCCCAAUGUGCUACCUCAAUCUCGGUUACAGAACGGUGAAUCUUCUUCUGAAGCAGGGAAAUUUGACUCAUCAUCGGGCCCUUCUGGAGGAUUGAGGAGUUCAGAUGUUUGUACACCUGAGAUGACUACAUUUGAUUGUGAUAACCCAAAGGAGUCCGAGUCUCCCCGUUUUCAAGCCAUACUUCGUGUAACAAGUGCACCAAGGAAGAGAUUUCCUGCAGACAUCAAGAGUUUCUCCCAUGAAUUAAAUUCUAAAGGUGUACGACCUUAUCCAUUCUAUAAGCCUCGAGGCUUAAACAACCUGGAGGAAAUCUUGGUUGUCAUUCGUGGAAAAUUUGACAAAGCCAAGGAAGAAGUAAACUCCGAUCUGGCUAUUUUUGCAGCAGAUUUGGUUGGUAUUCUUGAAAAAAAUGCAGAUACUCAUCCAGAAUGGCAAGAAACUAUUGAGGACUUGCUAAUUUUGGCUCGUAGGUGUGCAAUGACAACACCUGGGGAGUUUUGGCUUCAGUGCGAAAGUAUAGUUCAAGACUUAGAUGAUAGGCGACAAGAGCUUUCUCCUGGUAUGCUGAAGCAGCUGCACACUCGUAUGCUUUUCAUUCUUACAAGGUGUACCAGGCUGUUGCAGUUCCACAAGGAAAGUAGAUUGGCUGAGGAUGCUCAUGUUCUUCAACUACGUCAAUCUAGAGUUCUUCAUUCUGUAGAGCGAGUUCCUCCAGCAUUGCCUAGGGAUGCAAAAAGUUCUACUGUUGCAAGUGCAUCAAAAGCAGCUUCAACUAGAAAAUCAUACAGCCAAGAGCAGCAUGGGUUGGAGUGGAAGAGAGAUAGCACUGUUAAGCCUGGAAAUCUUCUUUUGCCUUCUGCUGACGAGACUUCAAAAAAUUUGGAGUCUUCUGCUGCUAGGGAUAGGAUGACAUCUUGGAAGAAAUUUCCAUCACCAAGUGCAAAAACUGUGAAAGAAGCUGCUGCUGUCUUGAAAGAGCCGAUCGAUGUUAAGGUUGAACAACCUAAGCUUUUAAACAGGAAGGCAGCUUCUGAAGUGGAUCUGACUGCAGCUAAGCCCCUGGACUCCCUUGCUAAAGAUUCUCAUGAUCAUUCUUCCAAGCAUCGACACAAAGCGUCUUGGGGGUACUGGGGAGAUCAACAGCCUGUAUCUGAUGAUAAUUCUAUCAUUUGUCGUAUUUGUGAGGAAGAGGUUCCAACUUCAAAUGUGGAAGAUCAUUCUAGAAUAUGUGCAGUUGCUGACCGAUGUGAUCAGAAGGGUCUAAGUGUUGAUGAGCGUCUUCUUAGACUUUCUGAUACCCUUGAAAAGUUGAUGGAGUCAUUUGCCCAAAAGGAUAAUCAACUUGCAGUAGGAAGUCCAGAUGUUGCGAAAGUAUCAAAUUCAAGUGUAACUGAAGAGUCUGACAUUUUCUCACCAAAACUGAGUGACUGGUCCCGAAGAGGCUCUGAGGACAUGCUUGACUGUUUCCCUGAAGCUGAUAAUUCAGUAUUCAUGGACGACCUGAAAGGUUUACCUUCCAUGUCAUGUAAAACUCGUUUCGGUCCUAAGUCUGAUCAGGGAAUGACAACAUCAUCUGCAGGUAGCUUGACACCUAGGUCUCCUCUAUUGACACCAAGGACCAGCCAGAUUGACUUGCUUUUAGCAGGCAAGGGUGCUUACUCUGAGCAAGAAGAUCUUCCCCAGAUGAACGAACUGGCUGAUAUUGCAAGAUGUGUAGCAAAUACACCUUUGGAUGAUGAUCGCUCCAAUCCAUAUCUAUUAACUUGCCUUGAAGAUUUGAGAGUUGUGAUUGAUCGAAGGAAGUUUGAUGCACUGACAGUUGAGACUUUUGGGACACGCAUUGAGAAGCUGAUUAGGGAGAAGUAUUUGCAGCUUUGUGAGCUAGUAGAAGAUGAAAAGGUUGAUUUAACAAGUUCUGUGAUUGAUGAAGACGCUCCUCUGGACGAUGAUGUGGUUCGCAGCUUGAGAACAAGUCCUGUACAUUCUUCAAGAGAUCGUACCUCAAUUGAUGAUUUUGAGAUUAUCAAACCAAUCAGUCGCGGGGCUUUUGGACGGGUUUUCCUGGCUAAAAAGAGAACAACUGGGGACCUUUUUGCAAUAAAGGUUCUUAAAAAGGCUGAUAUGAUCCGGAAAAAUGCAGUUGAAAGUAUCUUGGCGGAACGUGAUAUUUUGAUUUCAGUCCGCAAUCCCUUUGUGGUUCGCUUCUUUUAUUCAUUCACUUGCCGAGAGAAUUUGUACCUUGUGAUGGAGUAUUUGAAUGGAGGGGAUUUAUAUUCGUUGUUGAGAAAUUUAGGGUGCUUAGAAGAAGAUGUUGCACGUGUUUAUAUAGCCGAAGUGGUGCUUGCGCUAGAAUAUUUACAUUCACUUCGUGUGGUUCAUCGUGAUUUGAAGCCAGAUAAUUUAUUAAUUGCUCAUGAUGGUCAUAUUAAGUUGACGGAUUUUGGGCUCUCAAAGGUUGGUCUUAUCAACAGUACUGAUGAUUUAUCCGGCCCAGCAGUAAGUACGACAUCACUAAUGGCGGAAGAUGAGCCUGAGUUAUCUUUGUCUGAGCAUCAGCAAGAAAGACGAAAGAAACGUUCUGCUGUUGGCACACCUGACUAUUUGGCACCAGAGAUACUGUUGGGAACAGGACAUGGUACAACUGCCGAUUGGUGGUCAGUUGGUGUGAUUUUGUUUGAACUGAUUGUUGGAAUUCCACCCUUCAAUGCAGAGCAUCCUCAGACAAUAUUCGAUAAUAUUCUUAAUCGUAAAAUACCUUGGCCUCGAGUGCCUGAUGAAAUGAGUCCAGAAGCAGCGGAUUUAAUUGAUCGUUUAUUGACUGAAGAUCCUAACCAGAGGCUUGGAGCAGCAGGAGCAUCGGAGGUGAAGCAACAUGUAUUUUUCAAGGAUAUCAACUGGGAUACACUUGCUAGGCAGAAGGCUGCAUUUGUUCCCUCGUCGGAGAGUGCACUAGAUACCAGUUAUUUCACUAGUCGAUAUUCAUGGAAUACUUCAGAUGACCAUGGUUAUCCACCAAGCGAACUUGAAGAUUCUAGCGAUGAUGAUAGUUUAAGUGGCAGCAACAGUGGCAUGAGCCUCGGCAAUGAUGAAGUGCAGGAGGAUGAAUGUGCAACUCUUGCUGAAUUCGAUUUAGGCUCGAAUAUCAAUUAUUCCUUCAGUAACUUCUCAUUUAAGAAUCUCUCCCAGCUUGCAUCGAUCAACUAUGACCUGCUUUCAAAGGGUUAUAAGGAUGAUCCUCCCAACAAUUCUAAUGCCUAAAAAAGCUUCACUCCCUAUCAAAACAUGGGGAAUUGAAUUUUUGGACAUUAGAUAUCACCUUUGUUGUUUGUAUACACCCCUGUACAUAGAUAAAGAAAACUCAAAGAUUCUGAAAACUGGUUUGGGGAUGUGCUCUUUUCACAUUUUACAUAUAUUUAAAGAAGAAAAAAAAUGGAGAAAGGUAAGUUGUAUGUACACAGUUUGGGGGUUUCAAUUUUUAUGCUGUGUUGUAAUUUAAGGAUAUGUUAAUGUUAAUGUUCCCCUAGGCUAGGCUGUGUGUGCCUUUGUGUUGGUUAACAAUCUUUUAUAAAAUCCCCAAUUUGAACUAUUUUUUGUAGUUUUCCUACACACAUGGUAAAGAGAAGAAAGAAGAAGAAACAUCCCUUUUUUUUUGUUUU
Messenger RNA from Cannabis sativa, 4490 nucleotides. Its product is annotated as probable serine/threonine protein kinase IREH1. The transcript is spliced from 18 exons. The coding region runs from base 214 to 4092 and encodes 1292 amino acids. Gene Ontology annotation, molecular function: protein serine/threonine kinase activity; ATP binding. Gene Ontology annotation, biological process: intracellular signal transduction; peptidyl-serine phosphorylation. NCBI's taxonomy places the organism in Eukaryota, Viridiplantae, Streptophyta, Magnoliopsida, Rosales, Cannabaceae. The record is from RefSeq and is a predicted model, not a curated record.